This is a messenger RNA of Impatiens glandulifera, 831 nucleotides long. Its product is annotated as protein PEROXIN-4. The record is from RefSeq and is a predicted model, not a curated record. NCBI's taxonomy places the organism in Eukaryota, Viridiplantae, Streptophyta, Magnoliopsida, Ericales, Balsaminaceae. The transcript is spliced from 6 exons. Bases 136 to 609 code for a protein of 157 amino acids.
AUCGUUAAAGAGAAGGCAUUCGGAUUUUCUAUCUAUCUCUUCUUCUCUAAGAUCAACUUCGCGAGGUUGAAGAGACGGUUUUCAGAGGCUCGCUGAGUUCCGUAAUCAUUUGAGGAGCUCGUAAGAAGGAAAAACAUGCAGGCAUCAAGAGCUAGGCUUUUCAAGGAAUACAAAGAGGUACAGCGAGAGAAAUCGGCCGAUCCAGAUAUUCAAUUGGUCUGCGAUGAUUCCAACAUAUUCAAAUGGACUGCUCUUAUUAAGGGGCCAUCAGAAACUCCUUAUGAAGGAGGAAUUUUCCAGCUUGCUUUCUCUGUACCAGAGCAGUAUCCCUUGCAACCUCCUCAAGUGCGAUUCUUAACCAAAAUAUUUCACCCAAAUGUUCAUUUUAAGACAGGAGAGAUUUGUCUUGACAUCCUGAAAAACGCAUGGAGCCCAGCUUGGACACUUCAGUCGGUCUGUAGAGCAAUUAUUGCCUUAAUGGCUCAUCCAGAACCUGAUAGUCCAUUGAACUGUGAUUCAGGUAAUCUUCUACGAUCUGGUGAUGUUCGAGGAUUCCAGUCUAUGGCAAGAAUGUACACAAGGCUUGCAGCUAUGCCUAAGAAGGGGUGAGUUUUCCGGUUUCCUAUUUGUACUUUGGAAUGAUGAAAUUCUGAAUAAUGUUUAGUUUCGAGAACCGAAUACCCUUAUUGAUAUGGUUGUGUAUUUCUUUGUCUCCCUUUAGACAAUGAUGAAUUAGUGUGUUAUUAUAGCUGUUGAUGAAGAUCAUAUGUGAAUAAUAAGAUGAAUCAUUUGGUCUUUCGCCAUUUAUAGAUGUGCUCAUGUUUUCGGUUA